AGCCCGGCCGCGGCCGCGAAAGGCGCUGGGGCAGCCUGCGCCGCGCCGGACACCCUCCGCCUGAGCCGGGCGGGCGGAUCCCCGAGGGCUGCCGGCGAGCCCGCUCCUUGUUCCCCCUCCCGCCCCAACGUGGCCCCGGGAUGUUGGGCUAGUGAGGCUGGGGCGAGGAGGAGCAGCAUGAGAGGCAAUGGGAGCGGGCUGAACGCCUCCCACCCGCCCGCGGAGCUCAGCCUGGACCGGCCCGCCUGGGUGGCUUCCACUUUGGCCGCCAUCCUCAUCUUCACCAUCGUGGUGGACGUCCUGGGCAACCUGCUGGUGAUCCUCUCCGUGUACAGGAACAAGAAGCUGCGGAACGCUGCAUCACAUAUUAAUAAGACAUUUGCUGACACAUUCAUUGAGGAAAAAAAGGACACAGGUGAAAAUUCCACCUCAGGGAGGAGCAGAAGAUGCCUCCUGAAGAAUAUGUAUUUCAAUGAAGAUUUCUCUUCUUUCUCUGAAAAGAGGACAAACUGAACUAUGGAAUAUUCAACAUUGUACCACAACAGGUGGAUGUGGUGGGGGAAAAUGUCUUGCGUCUCCAUCUCUCUAUUCUACACACACUCACUCACUUUUUUGGGAAGAUAACUACAAAGUCAAUCCCGGGACUUCUUUUAUUGCUAACAUAUGCCCUGGGGAAUAGUAGGAAAACCUAGAAAAACCUUCACAAGAAGUGGUAUCACCUGCCUGCCAGUCAGAAGGUUAGUGAGGUACUGUGAUCAAAGCAAAGGAGUCAGUAUCUCAAAGAAGCUUUGUCUCGGCAAGCGAGGAGUGUCUGAUACACCAGACUCCUUCAUAGUCACAGACGUGGCUUCAGUAGAUGCUCUUCUAGACACAGAAGCCGAUUGAUGCAACUGAUUUCCCUGGAUGACUUUUGCAUACCCAGGGAGAAAAUGGGUAGCCCAAGAAAUGUUUGGAUCAUCGGAGAGAGAGAACAGCUGUAGAAGACCAAAUAAUAACACGAAAAAUAAGGGUCAGAAGAAAAUUGACUGACAUAUUGAUGGCAAUGAACAUUUGGUAUUUCAGACUUGAGUUACUUCAGGUAGCAAAAAUGGAAAUAUAUUUGUUGUAAGCCUGGCCAUUGCAGACUUGGUAGUGGCGAUCUACCCAUACCCACUGGUCCUGACAUCUGUAUUUCAUAAUGGAUGGAAUCUGGGCUACCUCCACUGCCAAAUCAGUGGUUUCCUGAUGGGCCUAAGUGUUAUUGGAUCAAUAUUCAACAUUACAGGCAUUGCUAUUAAUCGAUAUUGCUACAUCUGCCACAGCCUCAAGUAUGACAAGCUGUAUAGUGACAAGAAUGCUCUGUGCUAUGUCAUUCUCAUCUGGAUCCUGACAUUUGUUGCUAUUGUUCCCAAUCUGUUUGUUGGAUCUCUACAAUAUGAUCCGCGGAUCUACUCGUGCACAUUUGCACAAUCUGUGAGCUCACCAUAUACAAUAGCAGUGGUGUUUUUCCAUUUCAUGCUUCCCAUAGCCAUAGUUACUUUCUGUUACUUGAGAAUAUGGAUCCUUGUUAUUCAGGUAAGGCGAAGGGUUAAACCUGACAACAAGCCCAGGCUGAAGCCACAUGACUUUAGGAACUUUGUCACCAUGUUUGUGGUAUUUGUACUGUUUGCGAUCUGCUGGGCUCCUUUGAACUUCAUAGGCCUGGCUGUGGCUGUUGACCCAGACACAAUAAUCCCCAGGAUUCCAGAGUGGUUGUUUGUAUCCAGUUACUACAUGGCAUAUUUCAACAGCUGCCUUAAUGCCAUCAUAUAUGGACUCCUGAACCAGAAUUUCAGAAGAGAAUACAAGAGAAUUAUUGUCACAAUUUGUACAGCAAAGGUUUUCUUUCAGGAUAGUUCUAACGAUGCAGCAGAUAGGAUGAAAACCAAACCCUCACCACUGAUUACGAACAACAAUCAAGUGAAGGUAGACUCUGUGUGAAAAUGGGGCCCUCACCAUUGCCGAUCUACAACAUUCAAACCCUAGAUCUGUUUUAUUAGCCACACAGUUGAAGUGCUGUAGUGAAAUACCAGUCCUAUAUGAAAGUUACUUGGACAAUGUUCUGUGUACAGUAUUUGUGAGCCAAAGUAACACAGCCUUGACAUAAAGAGCCUCCUGUUGUACAACAUAUCUUUCAAAUAAUGACUCACUUAUAUGCUUACGGUAUUACAGGGUUACAGACUUUUUAAAAUUUUGUUUUACAUAGAUAACUGAAGAUGAAUUGGAACUGAACUGCCAUAAACAUAAAACUGUUUGAAAAAGCAUCACUACCCCCAGCUGGACUCCCUAAAUUGCAAGGCAGGUUAUGGUACUGAUCCUGCCAUCCUUAACAACUUCUGUUAAAGGAAAAAUGGGAGCUAUUCAUUCCAGUGUGAGGGAACGUGAAAAGACGAGGGAGAAUACUUGAAAUGCUUCACUAAGAAUCUCAGUCUAUAUAUUUAAGUUCCUACAGUAGUCAUAGCUUUGUGGCAAGUAAGCCUCACCACUUCUUUCAGGUAACUCUACAGCCCUUGUUGAGUUCUCCUUUAAAAAAAAAAAUUAAAGAGGAGGAAAAAUAUGCAUGUGUGAUUAUCUCAAAAGCUACAUGGGCCUAUAGAACAACUAGGGCAUGCUGAGGGGUGGCAUAGAGCACACAUGGGUUCAGCAGGAGCUCAAAGCACACCGGGUGAUUUUGAGGUAUGGGAUCUUCCAACUUCCCUAAUGUCCAGGAGAAAUACAACUGGGAGAAACCUGGAAGCUACCCAAAAGGAGAGAAUGGCGGAGAUAUCCUCUGGAGAUAGCAGAGAGAAGUGCCUGUUGCUCCUCCCUGACUAUUCCAUAGUAUGUUUUUAGGAAU
Mauremys mutica (yellowpond turtle) is the source of this 2854-nucleotide messenger RNA. RefSeq names its product melatonin receptor 1A (gene MTNR1A). Lineage: Eukaryota; Metazoa; Chordata; Testudines; Geoemydidae. Bases 1225 to 1959 code for a protein of 244 amino acids. Gene Ontology annotation, biological process: G protein-coupled receptor signaling pathway. Gene Ontology annotation, molecular function: melatonin receptor activity. The transcript is spliced from 4 exons. The record is from RefSeq and is a predicted model, not a curated record. Gene Ontology annotation, cellular component: membrane.